CCAGCCAGUCCGAGCAGAGCCAGCGUCGGCCUUGGCACGGUGCUUGCCUGCAGCGUCUGAUGAGCAAGAGCGUCUGUGUGUUUCGUCUCUCGCACUGCGCCCAGCCCAAUCUCUCCUCUUAACCAGACUUCCCAUCACGCUCCCUAACCACCCUCCCUCGCCCUCCACCCGCAAACCCUCCCUCCCUUCACCCAGCAGCGGCCUGCCCGCAUCCCCAACCUGGCUCGUCCUGUCCAGCAGUCGAGUCGUCCUGGGGCCGCCGUGCUUGUUGCCUGCCAGUCGCCGCCGCGUACAUGGUAGCAAAGGCCAAAAGGAACCAGGCGAACACGCACGACAAGCGACAUGAGAAUGGCCUUGCAGCACCCAUCGGCAAGCGCAUCCCCAAGCAGAAGAGCAACUCCAACCUGCACGCCAACGGCCAUGCGACGCCGCCGCCCGCGAGCAAUCUUCUGGUAGACGGCCAACCGCACACGUCGUCCCACUAUCAGCAGCAGCAGCAGCAACAGCAACACGUCCAUCACAGUUCCCAGAAUCUCUCGUCCGCUCCGCCCCCACCACCACCACAGCAGCAGCAGCAGCAGCAGCACAACUCCCACGCCGCUCACGCCGCCAAUUCCCAGCUCGCUACUCCCUCCGUCCCUACCGAUUCUGCCGCUAUGCCCAAUGUCGCUGUCACAAGUGCUCUGGAAGAGCGCGCCCGCGCCGGCUCUGAUGUCUCGCUCGAUGGCCUCGAGGCCUGCCGCCCCUGCGACGAUUCUGCGCCUACUUCCGGCUCCCUGCUCCGCUCGUCUGCCCCCGGGAACAAAACGCCUCCUGCCUACAUGCCUAAUAUGUUGACGGUUGCUACCACCAUUCUCUCGUCCUGUCCUCUGCGGGACGUCCUCGCCAUCCUCAUAAUCCUUCUACAACUACCACCAACCGUACUCACCGUUGUACAAUUCCUCUUCGCUACCCUCACAUUUGUGCCUCCCCAAGCCGGUACCCCUCUCUCUGCCCUCUCCGCUUUCCCAUCUUUUACCGACAUCUUCCAAGGUUCCGGUGGCACUCCUUCUCUGUUCACUAUUGUCUUCGCCGACGCCCUGAUACUUUUGCUCUGGCUGGUACUCUGGGUUCCCGUGCAAAAUUUCUUCCUCGAUCUGGCCCAGGCUUUUAUUGCAAUAGCCUUGGGCGGUGCCGCUGCCGGUAAGAACGGUGCGACAAAUAGUGUGUUUAUAUGUUUCUUCAUCAUUCUUUCCAACCAUCUCUUCAGAUUCAGGCCUCUCCGGCAACACCUUCUGCAGAUUCUGUAUACUGGGCUCGCCCGGGGAGGCCUGGAAUUUCUGUCGAGCCCACCGAGUGUGCCAACCUAUUUGGAAAGCUUCUCAACCCCCCACGGAUGGCCGCGAAGCCUCCUGGGGAUCCACAUUUUAGCUCAAGGCGUCGUUCGCAUCAUCCGGCGAUCUCUUUCCAGACGUGACACUGUUCAAUCCCUCCCGACGGGUAAGAAAACCGAUCCUGAAGCUGGCGUGCACCCCCAGCGUUCCUCCACUGCCCCCGCCGAUUCCAGCUCCGAGGUCCCCAAUUUCUCGAGCACCGACGGCCGCCCCCCUGGGCCCUCGCCCGCAACAAAUACACACAAAGACAAGGCGAGUAGCAGCAGACGGAAGAGGAAGCAGGCCACGCAUGUCAGGAGUCAACAGCCGUUCUGGGCUGCCCUGGCUAGUACAAAAGUCACAGUUCUCAAGGAGAUGGAGAGUAGCCGAGCGGCCAACGACGCCGGCGAGGCUAAUGCAAAAGACGCAAAUCACAUUGGAAACGCUGUUUUUAGAUCGGAAGACGACCGUGUUUGGAUUUCUGAGGUCGGGCAUGCCGACAUUUCUUUUCGUGUUUGUUUGUUUGGUGCUAGCGACUGCGAAGGUGUGCAGGAACAAGAGGAGGAAGGCGUCGGAUCGGGCAUUGACAAGUCGAAGCCUUUCUACAUUCGUGUCAACGGUGCAGAUUGGAGUUCGACCCGCAUCCGACGCACCGUUCCCGACGGGUACGUGGGCGAGGAAGGAACAGGCUCAUGGGUGGGAGAAAUUUUCGGUCUUACGGGCCUUUCGAACUACUAUUGCGAGUUCGUUCGUACCAAAGAUCGCGAAGUCUUCUAUUCAGCCAGCCUUAUUACUUCCCCGAGCCCGGUUGCCGAACUUGCCUCGGUCGCCUCCCCCCCAGCACACCAGACUUUACGACCAUCUUCCCCCACUACGACUCUGAAGAACUCGAUUGCUGCCGCCGAUCAGCAGUUGCAGGAUCACCGCAAUCGUCUCAAGCGGAACAAGAAGGAUCACAAGGCCGCUGUAACAGCCAUCAAGAAAGAGGUGGAUACCCUGGGUACACGUCUUGGCAAUGCUGGAGGCAAUGACGAACGUCAGCGCCAGCGUGCUCUUCAGUUCACGCAGAAUAUCCGCCAAGCUGAAGAUACGACUGCCGACAUUGCUCUCAAAAUCGAUGCUCUAGGAGAGAUCCCAGAGGACGAGGUUACGAAGGCCUCGGCUAUCAAGCAAGAGUGGCAAAAGGAACGGAACAACAAGGAGGCUGCUUCAUCCGAGUUCGACAAUUUCAAGGCGGAUAUGGAACGCCAGGCUCGCGCAAUCGAGUCGGACAUUUCUACCGCCCUCCAGAAGAGGGAGCGCUUACAACAGCGCCUUGCCAGACUUAAUGAGCAGUACGACCGUCUCAUCACCGCCAACGAAGAGGGCUAUACUGCUAAGCAACGCAAAGAGCAAGAACGUGUUGCAUUGGAGAAUGAUAGGUUCCGUGUUGAAGGUCAAUAUCGCAGCAACAUUGAGAACUUCGAGCAUCGUGCCAAUGAUUACCAUCUUUCUACUACUCAGAUGGUACAUCAAAUUCAGCAGCUUGAAGCUAUCCUUCUCCAGCAACAGCAACAGCCAACUUCUGUGCCUGCAACUCCCGAUGGUCCUCACCCUGGCAUGAACAAUAUGUCUCCUUACGCCAACCCCUUCCAGAGCUUCACUUUCCCAUCCUUCGGCAAUCAAGUCAAUAGCACCCCGGGUUCUAUUCGUGGCGGUCGCGGCCGCUCCUCCUCUAUGCUUUCCAACGUUUCCGGCUUUACCGAUGGUUUUGACGAGAUGGCCUCGCCUUCUAUGCACGUCAUGCACAAUCCCUUCCACGGUACCGGUCUCCUCAAUGGCAGGCAGGGAAGUCACGGAAGCGGUAGUCUAAGUUCCGGCACCUCGAGUCAAAGCUCCAGCCAGCGAGAUCCCAUGAGCCCGGUACCCAACUCGAAGCCUAUGUUUAGGAGUCCGAAUGGUGGCAAUGCGGGGCUAGCAAGUCCAAUGAGUGGUGGUCGUUAG
Messenger RNA from Periconia digitata, 3335 nucleotides. The record is from the annotation of a GenBank genome assembly. Lineage: Eukaryota; Fungi; Ascomycota; Dothideomycetes; Pleosporales; Periconiaceae.